UACAGCGCCUUAGUGUAAUAUCCUGAGUUUCUGCUGGACUUCAGUUAAAUGGUCAUUCUCUCUCGCACACCUGCUGAGGAAGUAAGCGUGGGUUGUCUGUUGAGGAGGAACAGUGAGCUGAAUAGUUUUGGACUUCUUGCUGCAUGUAUGGAUGAGAGUUUGCUGUGUGGAGGAUGUAUAAACGACGGGAUUACGUUGAGCUCUAUGAGAAGGAUCAGGCCAAGUGGGCUCUUCUGAGGAACGUCAACACUGUCUUCAAACACAGUACUCUGCUGCCGGGCGACUAUGUAUGGCUGGACCUGAAGACUGGGCGGGAGUUCGACGUCCCCAUUGGAGCAGUGGUGAAGCUCUGUGACUCGGGUCAGAUCCAGGUUCUGGAUGAUGAAGGCAAUGAACACUGGAUCUCCCCUCAGAAUGCCACCAACAUUAAGCCGAUGCACCCCACCUCUAUCCACGGGGUGGAGGACAUGAUUCGGCUGGGGGACCUGAACGAGGCGGGGAUCCUCCGUAACCUGCUGAUCCGCUACAGAGAACACCUUAUAUAUACAUACACAGGUUCGAUCCUGGUGGCGGUGAACCCCUACCAGCUGCUCCCCAUCUACACAGCUGACCAGAUACGCCUCUACACCAACAAGAAAAUCGGAGAGAUGCCUCCUCACAUCUUUGCCAUCGCUGACAACUGUUACUUCAACAUGCAGAGAAACAAUAAAGACCAGUGCUGCAUUAUCAGCGGUGAGUCCGGGGCAGGGAAGACGGAGAGCACGAAGCUGAUCCUGCAGUUUCUGGCAGCCAUCAGUGGUCAGCACUCCUGGAUUGAGCAGCAGGUGCUGGAGGCCAACCCCAUACUAGAGGCCUUUGGAAAUGCCAAGACCAUCCGCAAUGACAACUCCAGCCGAUUUGGGAAAUACAUUGACAUCCAUUUCAACAAAAGAGGGGCUAUAGAGGGGGCCAAAAUCGAGCAGUACCUGCUGGAGAAGUCCAGAGUGUGUCGACAGGCCCGAGAUGAGAGGAACUAUCAUAUUUUCUACUGCAUGCUGAAGGGGAUGACUCCAGAGCAGAAGAAGAAGCUCGGCCUGGGAAAAGCUACAGACUACACUUACCUCACUAUUGGAAACUGCACGGUGUGUGAUGGACGUGAUGACCAGAAGGAGUACUCUAACAUUCGCUCAGCCAUGAAGGUGCUCAUGUUCACAGACACAGAGAACUGGGAGAUCUCCAAGUUGCUGGCCUCUAUUCUGCACAUGGGCAACCUCAACUACGAAGCCCGCACAUAUGAUAACCUGGAUGCCUGUGAGGUGGUGCGCUGUGCUGAUCUGGCCACUGCUGCAAAGUUGUUGGAGGUCGACUCUAAGGACCUGAUGAACUGCCUGACCAGUCGCACCAUAAUCACACGAGGGGAGACAGUGUCCACUCCUCUGAGCAUGGAGCAGGCCUUGGAUGUUCGAGACGCCUUUGUAAAGGGAAUAUAUGGACGCCUGUUUGUGUGGAUUGUCGAAAAGAUUAAUGCAGCAAUCUACAAGCCUCCAUCCCAUGAUCUUAAAGCGGUCCGCAGGUCCAUCGGCCUGCUGGACAUCUUUGGCUUUGAGAACUUUACAGUCAACAGCUUUGAGCAGCUGUGUAUAAACUUCGCUAAUGAGAACCUGCAGCAGUUCUUUGUUCGUCACGUCUUCAAGCUGGAGCAGGAGGAGUACAACCUGGAGAACAUCAGCUGGCAGCACAUCGAGUUCACCGACAACCAGGACGCCCUGGACAUGAUCGCCAUCAAACCCAUGAACAUCAUCUCCCUCAUCGACGAGGAGAGCAAGUUCCCCAAGGGCACAGACACCACCAUGCUGAACAAGCUGAACUCCCAACACAAACUCAACACCAACUACAUCCCCCCGAAAAACACCUACGAGACCCAGUUUGGAAUCCAGCACUUCGCCGGCAUCGUCUACUACGAGACGCGAGGUUUUCUAGAGAAGAACAGAGACACCCUUCAUGGUGACAUCAUUCAGCUCGUCCACUCUUCGAAGAACAAGUUCAUUAAGCAGAUCUUCCAGGCUGACGUGGCCAUGGGGGCAGAGACGAGGAAGCGUUCUCCAACGCUGAGCAGUCAGUUCAAACGUUCUCUGGAGCUGCUGAUGCGCACGCUGAGCGUGUGUCAGCCUUUCUUCGUGCGCUGCAUCAAACCAAAUGAGUACAAGAAGCCCAUGCUGUUUGACAGGGAGCUGUGUGUGAGGCAGCUCCGCUACUCCGGAAUGAUGGAAACGAUCCGGAUCCGUCGGGCCGGAUACCCCAUCCGCUACACCUUUGUGGAGUUUGUGGAUCGAUAUCGCGUCCUGAUGCCUGGAGUGAAGCCUGCAUACAAACAGGAGGACCUGAGAGGGACCUGCCAGCGGAUUGCCGAGGCCGUCCUUGGCAGAGACGAUGACUGGCAGAUGGGAAAGACCAAAAUUUUCCUGAAGGAUCAUCAUGACAUGCUGCUGGAGAUCGAGCGAGACAAGGCCAUCACUGACAAGGUCAUCCUCAUCCAGAAAGUAGUCCGGGGUUUUAAAGACAGAUCCAACUUCCUUAAAAUGAAGAGAGCAGCUCUGAUGAUCCAGAAAACUUGGAGAGGUUACUACUGCCGGAAGAACUACGAUGCGAUGCGUGCUGGCUUCUCUCGGCUCCAGGCCCUGUAUCGCUCGCGGAAGCUCUAUCAGACGUACCAUGUGGCCCGGCAGAGGAUUACACUGUUCCAGGCCCGCUGCAGAGGCUGCCUGGUGCGCCGUGCCUUCAGGCACCGCCUCUGGGCUGUUAUCACCAUCCAGGCCUACACCAGGGGCAUGAUCGCCCGCCGCCUCUACAAGAGACUCAAAGGAGAGUACCGGAGGCGUCUGGAGGCAGAGAAGAUGCGUCUGGCUGAGGAGGAGAAGCUGAGGAACCAGAUGAGCGCCAAGCGGGCCAAAGCUGAGGCGGAACGUAAACACCAGGAGCGUCUGGCCCAGCUGGCUCGGGAGGACGCCGAGCGGGAGAAGAAGGAGAAAGAGGAGGCGCGCAGGAAGAAGGAGAUGCUAGAGCAGAUGGAGAAAGCACGCCAUGAGCCUGUGAAUGACUCAGACAUGGUGGAUAAGAUGUUUGGGUUUCUGGGUACCACCAAUUCCUUCCCUGGGCAGGAGGGCCAGGCGCCGGCCGGGUUUGAGGACCUGGAGCGCACUCAGAAGGAGCUGGAGGAAGAGGAUCUGGAUGAAGCUCUUCCUCUGCCUGAGGAAGAGGAGGAGGACCUGUCUGAGUAUAAAUUUGCCAAGUUUUCUGCCACCUACUUCCAGGGCACCAGCACACACACUUACAUGCGCCGUCCGCUCAAACAGCCUCUGCUGUUUCACGAGGACGAGGGUGAUCAGCUGGCUGCGCUGGCGGUGUGGAUCACAGUCCUGCGCUUCAUGGGUGACCUUCCAGAACCCAAAUACCACACGGCCAUCAGCGACGGCAGCGAGAAAAUCCCUGUCAUGACCAAGAUCUACGAGACACUGGGCAAGAAAACCUACAAGAGAGAACUGCAGGCCCUGCAGGGCGAGGGAGAGAACGCUCACAUUGACAGUCAUAAGAAGAACAGUGUGCGUCACAAGCUAGUGUCCCUCACCCUUAAGAAGAAGUCAAAGAUUACUGAGGAGGUGACCAAGCGUCUGAACGAUGGUGAGUACACGGUGCACGGGAACAGCAUGCUGGAGGACCGGCCCACGUCCAACCUGGAGAAACUUCACUUCAUCAUCGGCAACGGCAUCCUCCGUCCCGCGCUCAGAGAUGAAAUCUACUGUCAGAUUUGUAAGCAGCUGACCCAGAACCCGUCCAAAAGCAGCCACGCCCGCGGCUGGAUCCUCCUGUCCCUGUGUGUGGGCUGCUUUGCCCCCUCCGAGAAGUUUGUGAAGUACCUGAGGAACUUCAUCAGUGAAGGACCUCCAGGUUACGCUCCGUACUGCGAGGAAAGGCUCAGGAGGACGUUUGUGAAUGGCACCAGAACACAACCCCCCUCUUGGCUUGAGCUCCAAGCUACUAAGUCUAAGAAACCCAUCAUGCUGCCCGUGACCUUCAUGGAUGGGACCACGAAGACACUGCUGACCGACUCGGCCACCACAGCUAAGGAGCUGUGUAACGCCCUGUCAGACAAAAUCACCCUCAGAGAUCGCUUCGGCUUCUCUCUCUACAUCGCCCUGUUUGAUAAGGUGUCGUCUCUGGGCAGCGGCAGUGACCAUGUGAUGGACGCUGUGUCACAGUGUGAGCAGUAUGCUAAAGAGCAGGGAGCUCAGGAGCGUAACGCCCCCUGGAGGCUGUUCUUUAGGAAGGAAAUCUUCACGCCCUGGCACGACCCCACUGAGGACGGGGUGGCCACUAACCUCAUCUACCAGCAGAUCGUACGCGGGGUCAAAUUCGGAGAGUACCGCUGUGACCGGGAUGAUCUAGCAGAGCUUGCCUCUCAGCAGUAUUAUGUGGACUAUGGUUCGGAGAUCCUGGUGGAACGUCUUCUCAGCCUCAUUCCGUCCUACAUUCCUGACCGAGAAAUCAGCUCCGCCAAGACGGUGGAGAAAUGGGCCCACUUCAUCAUGGCUGCCCAUAAAAAGGGCAUUUACACGCAGAAACGAGUGGACCCCCAGAAGGUCAAAGAGGAAGUGGUGGAUUUUGCUCGAUACAAGUGGCCUUUGUUAUUCUCAAGAUUCUAUGAAGCCUUUAAAUUCUCAGGGCCCAGCUUACCUAAGAACGAUGUAAUUGUAGCGGUGAACUGGACUGGAGUUUACUUUGUGGACGAACAAGAGCAGGUUCUUCUGGAACUCUCUUUCCCUGAGAUCACUGCUGUCUCCAGCAGCAGGGGAGGGAAACUCCAGGGGCAGAGCUUCACCUUGGCCACCAUUAAAGGAGAUGAGUACACCUUCACCUCCAACAACGCAGAGGACAUUCGAGACCUGGUCGUCACUUUCCUCGAGGGCCUCAGGAAGAGGUCAAAGUUUGUAGUGGCACUGCAGGAUAACCCGAGUCCAGUUGGUGAUGACUCGACGUUCCUGAGCUUCUCCAAGGGUGACCUCAUCCUGCUGGACCAGGACACGGGCGAGCAGGUCAUGACCUCUGGCUGGGCGCAUGGGAUCAACGACAGGACCAAACAGAGAGGGGACUUUCCAGCUGACUGUGUCUAUGUGCUGCCCACUGUCACCAGACCUCAGCCUGAUGUUGUGGCUCUGGUUACUAUGACGCCAGACCAGCGUCAGGAGUCGAUCCGCGUGUCCCAGGUAGCUCUGCCGGAGAGUGUGGAGAGAGUGAAACCUUACACAUUGGAGGAGUUCUCCUACGACUACUUCAGGCCGCCUCCUAAACACACUCUAAGCCGAGUGAUGAUCACGAAGAACCGAGGGAAGGACAAGCUGUGGUGCUGCACGCGAGAGCCCAUCAAACAGCCCCUGCUGAAGAAGGUCCUGGCCCAUGAGGAGCUCUCCCAGGAGGCCUGCAUGGCUUUCAUUGCCAUGAUGAAAUAUAUGGGCGACUAUCCGUCCAAACGGACUCGCUCUGUGAACGAACUGACAGACCAAAUCUUCGAGGGGGCGCUGAAGGCGGAGCCGCUGAAAGAUGAGAUCUACUGUCAGAUUCUCAAACAGCUAACUGAGAAUCAUGUGAAGUACAGUGAGGAGAAAGGCUGGGAGCUGUUAUGGUUGUGUACUGGACUCUUCCCUCCCAGUAAUGUCCUCCUGCCCCACGUCCAGAGAUUUCUCCAGUCAAAGAAACACCAUCCGCUCGCCCUGGACUGCAUGCAGAGACUGCAGAAAGCCUUACGGAACGGCUCCAGGAAGUAUCCUCCUCACCUGGUGGAAGUGGAGGCGAUCCAGCACAAGACAACUCAGAUCUUUCACAAAGUGUACUUCCCAGACGACACAGACGAGGCUUUCGAGGUCGAGUCCAGCACCAAGGCUAAGGACUUCUGUUUGAACAUCUCCGGCCGCCUGCUGCUCAAAUCUCCGGAGGGCUUCAGCCUGUUUGUAAAGAUUUCCGAUAAGGUGAUAAGUGUUCCAGAAGGUGAUUUCUUCUUCGACUUUGUCCGACAUCUCACUGACUGGAUCAAGAAAGCCAGACCUGCUAAAGAUGGUAUAGUGCCUUCAUUGACCUACCAGGUGUUCUUCAUGAAGAAGCUGUGGACUAACACAGUCCCAGGAAAGGACUCUUUUGCUGACUCUAUCUUCCAUUACUACCAGGAGCUUCCUAAGUAUCUUCGCGGUUACCACAAAUGCUCGCGAGACGAAGUCUUCCAGCUGGCAGCUCUGAUCUACCGAGUCAAAUUUGAAGACGACAAAUCCUACUUUCCCAGCAUCCCUAAAAUGCUGAAAGAGCUGAUUCCCCAGGACCUGAUCCGCCAGCUCUCCCCUGACGACUGGAAGCGGUCGAUUGUGGCGUACUUCAAUAAGCACGCUGGCAAGUCGAGGGAGGAGGCCAAGCUGAUGUUUCUGAAGAUCAUUUUCAAGUGGCCCACGUUCGGCUCUGCUUUCUUUGAAGUGAAGCAAACCACUGAGCCCAACUUCCCUGAGAUCUUGCUGAUAGCCAUCAACAAACACGGAGUGAGCCUCAUAGACCCAAAGACCAAGGACAUUUUGACCACCCACCCCUUCACAAAGAUCUCCAACUGGAGCAGUGGAAACACGUACUUCCACAUCACCAUCGGCAACCUGGUGCGAGGAAGCAAGCUGCUCUGUGAAACCUCGCUGGGCUACAAAAUGGACGACCUGCUGACGUCCUACAUCAGCCAGAUGCUGACCACCAUGAGUAAGCAGCGGAGCUCGCGGGGCCACAGCAAGUGAACGUCUUACUGGCGGGAGGCGGCGGAGCUGGUGCGUCUGCUGCGGCCCAUGGGCCAGCCGUGCAGCUGGAGCCGGACCUUCGCGUGGCAGCUGUGGAGGAUGAGCCGCAGCCCCUCCGCUAGCUCCCUGGGCUCCGGAUACCCCGACCUAGAUGACGAUGAUGAUGCCAUUUCUUCUCCCUCCACUGAGGACACCUACCUCUGACUGGACCUGGGGCUGGAGACUGAGCUACCGGCCAUAAAGCUGCUAGCCUCCCGCCUCUGAUAAUAAAUAUAAUGAUAAUAAUACAUUUUAUUUAUAUAGCGCCUUUACGAAGCUCAAGGUCGCUCUACAAAUCAUCAACAAUGAAGAGCAAAGCCCAGCAAUGAUGCACAUUAAUAACAAGGAAAACAAGAGAGAAGAACAGAAAAUUAAACAGGCAAGAAAAAUAUACAACCAAAAGAAAUAAAAUGAGUGAAUAAGAGACAACAAACACUGUGAGGUAUAGACAGAUAAGGAAACGUUUUCAGUGUAAUUCUGUACACUAUACCUGAUUCUGUGACACAAACAUUGAUGUUUAAGUGGCUUCGUGGGACGGUUGCUCUGCUGAUAGUGCAUGUGAGAGUUAUGGACAGAGUGCAGCUGAACGCAGGUUAUAAAUGAGCUGCAGUGUCUUUAUGUUUUGAAUUAUGCAAGAAAGCUUUUACCAGUUAAUUUGGGUACAAUGUCAUUUUUACGACUAUUAUAAAUACUAUCAUGAAUCAUGAACAUAUAAUUAAGCACAGCAGUGUUUCGUUUAAGGGUUUCCUCAUAAAGCAAGUGCCCAACUGUUCCUGGGCAGUUUUUACUUUGGGCUGAAGUUGUGUAAUAUUUAAAGGGGCAUUUUGGCCUAAAACCGUCAUUUUACCGUGUUAAUAUUUGUCAUUUUUGUCCUGUUAUGUAAUAUUCUGCAGUACAGCCUCUUCGGUUUGACACAGUUCAUAAUUUUGUGUCCUCUUUUGUCCAUCAGUGUUGUCUCACUACAAUACCCAGCAUGCAUUAGGCAAAUAUAUUACCCAACCAUUAGGACCCCCACAGCAGUCCUAACAGCUAGCAUAGCCACUUAGUCUAAUAAAUAAAGAACAAAAACGUUUCAAAAAGCCCAAAAAAACACCCCAAAGCUGUUGUGGUUUUUCAAAAGCUCCUCCCACCUUCAAGGUACAUCAUCGGAAGGGGAUUUUCUUAGUUUUUAAACCAGAAAAUCUCCUGUGACACUGCCGUAAAUUGUGAAUAGGCAUGUUUUAAACCGGUGUAGCGAUGGUUAUAUUUGUCAAUUUGGCCAGAGCACCCCUUUAAUUUAUGAUGCAGCCCAUCUUAUGAAAAAUCAGGGUGGUUUGGAUGUUCCAACCAAAAUAGGCAUGUUAUUUUCUCAACUAUAGCUGUGGAAAUGUAGAGCCCAGGGAUAAGAGGUCUGAUGGAAGGUUUUGUAAGAGCUUAUGUUGUAUUAUGUGAAUUGUAAACUGACUGUAGCAUUUUUAUAUCUUAGCUUUCUGUUGGAAGCCUUAAUUUGUUCAUUUUUGAAUUGUGUGUGUAAGUACUGUAUGUUUUUAUAGGUGUGAACACUGUGAAGUAGAUUUGUAAGGGUUAAUGGAUUAAUCUAGAAUCUUUUAGGCUUCUAUUUGUUUUUAAUGUUGGGUCAAAGAAAUGGUUCUCAGAAGAGUCAGCGCUUCUACAGUCCUCAUUGUGUAAGCUGAAGGAUUGUUAGGCUGGCGAACAGUGAGAAAGGGAGUUAUGAAACUCAUGGCCUUAUUUCAUGAUCGUGUCUGUGUAACGAGGGGCUGGAAUGUGGAAAGUCUAACCUAGUUUGUGAACUUUAUUUUUCAUGUGGCUUAUUAACACUUUCAAAGCUCGACCUUUAACCGUUCUAGGAUCUACGUAUCUGGUGUUUAUUUUGGUUCUGGUAUUGUCUUUAGAGUGUUCUUUGUGUUCUUACCCUGGUCCUCCUCCACGUUGUGUAGAUAUGUUGCUAAAGUAAAGGUUUAAAGGUCAUUUUAUCAUUUCAUAUAUGUUUACUUGACCUGAGAUGACUCAAAUGAUGAGGGUCAGAAUAUUCGGGUUGUCAAGUUGCUUCAAGUGUAUCAGGCCAAACUACAGUACUGGGCUUCAUUUAUUUAAUUUCUAGUCAAAAUUGCAUGUAAGUACAAAUAUUUUUCAACAUCUGAGAAAAAAAAACAGAUUUAUUUACUGAUUUUUUAUUACAGCUUCCAUUCUUUUC
Messenger RNA from Colossoma macropomum (tambaqui), 9027 nucleotides. RefSeq names its product myosin VIIAa (gene myo7aa). Gene Ontology annotation, cellular component: myosin complex; cytoskeleton. NCBI's taxonomy places the organism in Eukaryota, Metazoa, Chordata, Actinopteri, Characiformes, Serrasalmidae. The record is from RefSeq and is a predicted model, not a curated record. Gene Ontology annotation, molecular function: cytoskeletal motor activity; protein binding; ATP binding.